UCCUUACCAAUGCAGCCCUGACGCGCCUCACUUACCUGCCCGUUUUUAAUCCCCCCGGCAAAUUUAAUCCCUUUUUCUUUUCUCAAAAGAUUACGUGAGAGCGGGGGAGUUUAGAAAGAAAAGCAAAAGAAGAAGAAGAAGGAAAAAGAAACGAAAUUGGGAGGAGAGCUCGUGAGGGCUCCCAAAUUACGUAGGAGAUAAGCGAAAUCCCCAAAUUUCUCGCCCCCUCUCCUCCCCGUCCGCAGUCGUUCGAGUGGCCUGCGAGCGAGCGAGCGCCCCCGAGCUCCGUCUUCCCCGCGCGCAGUACGAGCGUGCAGCCGAGAGCUUCGCUUUGUUGCUGCUUUUGUGUUUCCUGACUGAUUAUUUUCUUUGUCUUUUGUCCGUAUUUUCGCGGUAUUAUCCUGGUUUGCGGUGAUUUCUCGGUGAUUUUGCCGCGCCCUCGCUCGGGCGGGGGAUCUGUAAUUUCUGCGCCUGGUCUGCCAAAUCCUCUCGCCGGGGCUUGGAUUACCAACCACCCCGCAUUAUUUUUCCAUUUCGUUCUGGUUUACCGUUUCUUGCUCCCGUUUUCUCCUCAUUUUUUCCCGUCAUUUGCGGCCUCGCCCCACUCGUCCCAAGAUACUGCGAGCUCUGUUCGUCGUCAAAGAUUUCGAGCUCUGCGCGCGCGGCGUGGGGUUUAUGGUUUUCUUAUAGCUGCUGCCGAGCUUGCUUGUUCUGGGUAGGAGCUUCGCUUCUGCUUUUUUUGAGGAAUGAUGGAGGUGAGGGCGUCGCAGGAGCAGCAGGGAGGGAUGGCCGGGAGGGAACCGUUCGGGCUGCCCAACAGCCCGCCCACGCCGCAGUCCUCCGGCCCCGUGCCCAACAUGCGCAUGACCUACGGCGAGGACGGCAACGCCUACUUCCUCAAGCCGGGCUCAGCUCCGCCGCCGGCGGAGGCGUACCAGCCAGGGGGAGGCGCUGGCCUCGACAUGCCGGCUGGCCCCGACGCGGCUGCUGCGGGGGGCAAUGGCGGGCCGGCGUUCGAGCUCAACAUGGAGGAGGAGGCCGCCAAGAAGCGCGGCCGCGCAAUGAAGUACGGCGACGACGGCUCCACGUCCCUGGCAUUGGUGCCCGUGCCCAUGCCCGGGGAGCCGACGGCGGUGGCGCCCGGUGAUUCCGGGGCUUUCUCGGCGCCGGCCGGCAAACCGGCGGCGGGCGGCGUGCUGGCGGUGCCACCGGUGGGGAUGAAGAAGCGGGGUCGCCCAAAGGGCUCCACCAACAAGGUGAAGAAGCAGGACAAGGUCAUGUCUGCGCUUGCUUUCAUCGGGACUGCAGGAGCUGGCUUCACUCCACAUGUCAUUGCUGUUCAAGCUGGAGAGGAUGUGGCUGCAAAGAUCCUGUCAUUUGCGCAGCAUGGAGUUCGUGCAGUUGUUGUUCUUUCAGCAAAUGGCGCCAUUUCAAACGUGACCCUUCGGCAAUCUGCCACUUCAGGUGGGACGGUCACAUACGAGGGCCGAUUUGAGAUACUGUCGCUGUCCGGAUCGUUCACCGUGCAAGAGACUGGAGGCCAUCGUAGCCGAACCGGUGGGCUGAGUGUUUCACUUGCAAGUCCUGAUGGCCGCGUCUUGGGUGGCGGAAUUGCUGGACUCCUGAUUGCCUGCACACCUAUUCAGGUUGUGGUGGGAACCUUCAACACCGUGGCCGAGAAGAAGAAGGCGCCGAAGCACGCCGCCGCCGCUGCUGCUGCACAUGAACCGGCAUCCGCGCCACCGAGGAUGACGCCGAGCUUCGUGCCGGCGCCGAUCGCCGUGCCGCCUCUCGCGCAUGCUCCCAUCAGCGUCGGGAUGGCCCAGAACAGCCCGCCGUCCAGGGGCACGCUGAGCGAGUCCUCCGGGAGCCCGAUGAACCAGGGCGUCCCGGCGGCGGCCACUCCCAGCAACAGCGGCCUGUCCAGCAUGCCCUGGAAGUGAGCUCAGUGUCAGUCUGCAUGCCGUCGUCGUCAGUGACCAGCUUGACGUAGAACUCUGAAGCAGAAGAAGAAAAAAAAACCUGAACUAGAUGUUACCGUUGCCUUAGCGUAAUCUCGUGGUCGAGACUGUUUGUUUAGGCGUUGAACUGCUUAAUGUGUCGUCGUGGAUUGUUGUUAGCCCGGAUGUCGUGGAUUAAUGUGUCGGAUUAUCGUCGUGUCGUCGUCGUCGAGUUUAACCGGUGGUUAUCAUAAAUUUAUGAACCUUUGACA
This is a messenger RNA of Aegilops tauschii subsp. strangulata, 2212 nucleotides long. RefSeq names its product AT-hook motif nuclear-localized protein 10. Gene Ontology annotation, molecular function: minor groove of adenine-thymine-rich DNA binding. NCBI's taxonomy places the organism in Eukaryota, Viridiplantae, Streptophyta, Magnoliopsida, Poales, Poaceae. The record is from RefSeq and is a predicted model, not a curated record.